UUGGCCCCGCCUGUAUGCUGUGAUGUAAGGACGCAAUGCAAUGAAAGGCGGCGAUCUAAUAGUGUGUGGAUUUGUUCAAAAAGCUCGUUGGACGCUGUGGAUGAUUUCACUGAAUCGCCACGUAGCCGGUUGUUGGCGCCGCCGUAAUGAUCUGCGUACUUCUAGUUGCUGGACAUGGGACAUUGCUGGAGAGCGAGAUCAAGAAUGAAGCAACCGGCCUAUAUUCCCAUUUGGAGGGAAUCCCAAAGGCUCUGUUACCUGGAGUUGGUGGGAAGAAGAUCUUGGAUUUCUGGUGGGAAGUUGUUAAUAUGCGUAACCUCUUCAGUCAAGUCUACCUCGUCACAAAUGCGGACAAAUACAAGUACUAUGAGCGAUGGGCAACUGCCAAUGACUUCCCAACAGAAAACAUUAUUAAUGAUGGUUCAACUACCAAUGAAACACAGUUGGGUGCUGUGGCUGACUUUGAGCUGGUGGUCAGUAGCAAGAAGUUCAGUGAUGAUGUCAUGGUGAUUGCUGGGGAUAUGCUGUGUGAAGAUCUGAACUUUGAUAUCGCUGAGGUCCUCAAGUUCUUCAAGUUUAAGAAAGGUGAGCUGGCCAUUUACUACGAGAUGGAAGAAGGCGAGAAGACUGAAUCCAGGGGGAUAGUUGAGGUGUGCCCCCAUACACACAGAAUCACCAAGUUUUAUGAGAAACCAUCCGCAGAUACCACAGCAUCAAGGCUCGCCAGUGUGGUUUUUUAUUGUUUCCAGAAACAGACACUGCCCACUCUCGGAGAAUAUUUAAUUCAGUAUCCACAGGUGAAUGAUCGAGGUCUUGGGAAGUACAUGGAAUGGCUCAUCAACAAGACAAAUAUCCCAGUAUUUGGAAUGAAGUUGCCAACAGGAUUCCAGCUCAUCGGUCAAGUGGGUCUUUCUGAAUAUAAGAAGUGGUUGGCACACUACUCUGCGAAACAACAUGGUUCAACAGUCAAACAAAUUACCUGCCGUUCCUAUGCAAGGGUAGGAAUUAUGGGAAAUCCAUCAGAUGGCUUCAAUGGAAAGACAAUUGCCAUGACGAUAUCUAACUUCUGGGCUGAUGUGACGAUACAGGAAAGCAAAAAAGUCGUGCUGAUACCCCAUCCUCUGAAUGACCCAACAGAGUUUGGCAGCUUGCAAGAUUUGUAUGGGAUCAGUCGAAAGGAAGGUUACCUGGGUGGUUUGAGAUUACUGCAAGCAACCUGUAAGAAGUUCUAUCAGUACUGCUCAGAACAAGGAAUUGCUUUGGCCAAACGGAACUUUACUCUGAAAUAUGACACUAACAUACCACGGCAAGUGGGACUUGCUGGAAGCAGUGCGAUAGUUUCAGCUACACUUAAGUCCUUGAUGAAGUUCUAUGAUUUAAUUGAUGAUGAUUUACCAAAGCCACUUCGAGCAAAAUUUAUUUUAAGUGUGGAGUCUGAAGAACUAUUUAUUACAGCUGGACUUCAGGAUCGAGUAGUCCAGGUUUACGAAGGGCUUGUAUACAUGGAUUUCAGCAAGGAACUCCUGGAGAAACAGGGCUAUGGAAACUAUUUUAAUAUGGAUACAAGCUGUUUACCCAACUUCUGGCUUGCUUACAUGGGAGAGCCAAGCGACUCUGGGAAGAUUCAUAGUAAUGUGCGACAAAGAUGGCUCAAUGGUGAUUCUGAUGUUAUGGCAGCAAUGAACACGUUUGCAGAACUCACUGAUCUAGCUAAGACAGCCUUGGAGUCAAGAAAUUGGCAUGAACUUUCUGAGCUUAUGAACAAAAACUUUGAACUAAGAAGGUCAAUAUAUACAGAUGCCUGUUUGGGUGAAGGAAAUUUGAGGAUGGCACAGCUUGGCAGAAAGUUUGGCUCUGCAGUAAAGCUCCCUGGCAGUGGAGGGGCAGUAAUUGGUCUGUGCUUGAAUCCUGACAACCUGGUUGAACUAAAGAAGGCUUUCCAAGAAGCUGGCUUUGUGAUCUGCGAUGUUGUCCCAUAUGUUCCUUGAGUUUUAUUCAGUAAAUUUCAGAAGACAUUUUCUAAUGGGGACAGUUUUAACAAGUCUGCAAUAAUCAGCUUAAAUCACAGAACUGAAUUACAAUUUGUGAAGUUAUUUUAAAUAUAUUUAGUAUUCAGCCUGUAUUUCUAGCUUCAGUGCUUGUGUGGAAUAUUGCUCAAAUAACUAAAAGUUAAUUUGCUGCAACAAAAAGAUCAUUGAAACUGAUUACUUAAUAUAUAAAAUUUCCCAAUUUCAUAAGUUUUUUUCCAGUAUAACUUUUGGGUAGUCUCCAUCAAUUACAAUUUUUAAAUCGACUACAAUUAAUAUGCAGUCAUAAAGCCAAGUUUCAAAGUUGUAAACUAAAUAUUUUAGAUUUUUAAAAAAAAUUAUUUUUAUAAAUUAUAAUUGAACCCAGAGACUGGAUGGUAUUCCUUAAUGAAAGUUUUGUAGAAAUUUUCUUGUAUUCUGACAACCAGUACCCACAAUACAAGAAAGAUGAUAAUGUCUCCAUCUCUUGAUCUUCAUUAAAGCUGCUGUUUUAAAACGUCUUUAAAGUUGACUGUUGCUAAUGUGUUCAGUAAGCCUUGGGUAAUCUUGCUGCUACAGAGCUUCAGUUUUUGACUUGGAGUGUUGUCUGUGUAUUGUUUGUACAUUUCCCCCCAUAACCAUACAUACUUCUCCCAGAUGCUCCUGUUUCCCCCAAAAUGUAUUGGUUGAUAGGUUAAUUGCCCAGUGUAGAUUACCACCCGGUGCAAUUAGGUGAUAAAAGAAUCAAAGGGAAAUUAAUAGUUAUGUGAGAGAGAAUUGGUUACAGAGAAAUAAAUAGUGUCGGGGUGGCAAGGAUGGAGCUACCAUUGGCAUUGUUCUGAGAGUUAGCAUAGAAACAUUCAAAUAUAACUUAUUGUAUAUGAUUUUAAGGUGGCACUCUUCAUUUUUUGUUGUUAUUAAUAACAGGUUAUUAUUUUUGUUUGGUAUUCAGAUGUCAAGUAUUAAGAUGAGCUGCAUUUAGUCAUUGAUUUUUAAAAAAUAUAACAUUCUUAUCUGUAUUUAAAUUGGAUAGCUUUUAACAAACAAUUCUACACUUAUGUACUGUAGCAAGACAAGGAUUGUGUAGUAUCAACCCAACUCGCUUACAAGUAUUUAAAACCCACUUUUGUUGUACAAGAUUUUUCUGUAUUUCACCUGACAUCUGUGACAAUAGGAACUUGGAUGUACCCUAUUACCCUACACAUUUAUCUUGCUAAGCAUAAUCUGACAUGCAGUUUUUAU
Molecule: messenger RNA, 3248 nt
Organism: Hypanus sabinus (Atlantic stingray)
Lineage: Eukaryota; Metazoa; Chordata; Chondrichthyes; Myliobatiformes; Dasyatidae
Gene: gkup
Product: glucuronokinase with putative uridyl pyrophosphorylase
Exons: 23
Coding region: 147-1988 (613 amino acids)
Biological process (GO): biosynthetic process
Molecular function (GO): ATP binding; glucuronokinase activity
Source: RefSeq, a predicted model, not a curated record